This is a messenger RNA of Colletotrichum spaethianum, 3027 nucleotides long. Its product is annotated as endoplasmic reticulum mannosyl-oligosaccharide 1,2-alpha-mannosidase. The coding region runs from base 1 to 3027 and encodes 1008 amino acids. Gene Ontology annotation, cellular component: endoplasmic reticulum; Golgi membrane. The transcript has 3 exons. The record is from RefSeq and is a predicted model, not a curated record. Gene Ontology annotation, molecular function: calcium ion binding; mannosyl-oligosaccharide 1,2-alpha-mannosidase activity. Gene Ontology annotation, biological process: carbohydrate metabolic process; N-glycan processing. NCBI's taxonomy places the organism in Eukaryota, Fungi, Ascomycota, Sordariomycetes, Glomerellales, Glomerellaceae.
AUGAUGCCCCGCCGGAAGAGCCGUUAUGUGCUCCUCGUCGCCCUUGUCAUAGUCUUCAUGCUGUACCAGGUCUUCAAGAAUCCCGAACGGGAUGCGACAGGCUAUACCAGCAAUCUCAAGCCCAGCGAACUCGAGAAGGGCCAGAAUGCCCACAAGCCGCCCGCAAAGCCGCCCACGGCGAACGAUCCGGCUUCGAACAAGCAUCUGAACAACAACCCGCCUCCCGAUCACGAGCACCCGCACGACCAGGAGGAGGACGAACCUGAACAGAACCCGCAGAAGCAGACGGCUAGGCCGACGGUCAAGAUCCCCCAGCUCAAGUCCGAAAAGGCGAAGCCCGCCGCGCCCACCGAGACCCUAUCCGGUCCCACGCUGUCCAUCCAUGCGCCCAACGAGGCUGUCAAGGUCACGAAGAAGCCAGAGGUUACCGAAGCGCCGACAAAGUCCCUCGACGAGGAUAUCCACGCCAAGAACCCUCCCGGCCGGCCCGAACUUGACCUUUUGGAAAACCAGUCGACAUCGACCUCGCAGAUUCAUUGGCACAAGGUCUCCGAGCAUUUCCCGGUUCCCACGGACGAGAUCAUUCCUCUCCCAACCGGCAAGCCCAAGGACAUUCCCAAAAUACAAUACACGUUCAAGCCUGAGACGGAGUCGGCCAAGGAGAAGCGCGAAAAACGACUGGCGCUGGUCAAGGCCGAGAUGGAACGCUCCUGGGCGGGAUACCGCAAGUUCGCCUGGAUGCAUGACGAGCUCUCGCCCGCCAGUGGCCGCUUCCGUGAUCCUUUCUGCGGCUGGGCCGCCACGCUGGUCGACGGCCUCGACACGCUUUGGAUUAUGGGCAUGAAGGACGACUUCGAUGCGGCCGCCAAGGCCGUCAAGGACAUUGACUUUACCUUUAGCCCGACACGCCGCGAUAUCCCUGUAUUCGAAACCAUCAUCAGGUACCUGGGUGGUCUGCUUGCUGCUUACGACGUGAGUGGCGGCAAGAAGGGUGGUUAUGAAAUGCUGCUGGACAAGGCUCUCGAGCUCGCCGAGAUCUUGAUGGGCGUUUUCGAUACGCCCAACCGCAUGCCCAUCCUGUAUUACAACUGGCAGCCCCAGUACGCGUCUCAACCACACCGUGCUACCACUGUCGGCGUGGCUGAGCUGGGUUCAAUGUCCAUGGAGUUCACCCGCCUCGCACAGUUGACCGGCGAGGAUAAGUACUACGACGCCAUCGCGCGCAUCACCGAUGCCUUUGAGGACCUUCAGAACCGCGGCACCACCAUCGAUGGCAUUUUCCCCGAGCAGCUUGAUGCCUCCGGUUGCAACAGGACGGCCGAGGCGAUCGUAUAUCAAGAGGAACAAGCUGCGGCCGCGAGCGCUAGCGCUGCCGCUGCCCGUCUCAGCGAACCCAAGGGACACGAGCCAGUGGCUGCGGAGGCGAAGCGGGCUGAAGCUGACGCAUCCCUUGCUCUGGAGACCUCUUUGGCAAAGGGGAAUGGCAGCGAGCCGGAGGGGGUCAACCUGCUCGCGAGACGGGCUGUCGGGGUUGACCAAGCUGGUGAAACUGUGGUGGAAAAUGAGCAGGCCAUCUACCCCGGCAAUAGCGGCCGUAGACCGUCUCCCACAACGCCGGAUAAAUCCUCGUGGGAAUGCAUCAAGCAGGGUCUGGCUCCUGGUGGCUGGGGCUACCAGCAGUACAGCAUGGGUGGAAGCCAAGAUUCCACCUACGAGUACUUCCCAAAGGAAUAUCUGGUGCUUGGUGGUCUUGAACCCAAGUACAAGACGAUGCACAUCAAGACAGUCGAGGCUGUCAAGAAAUGGCUUCUCUACAGACCCAUGGUGCCCAAGGAAAGAGACAUUCUUUUCUCGGCCAAGGUCUCAACCUCUGGUGACCCUGAGAACGACCUACGAACUGAGUACGAAGUGACGCAUCUCACCUGCUUCAUUGGUGGCAUGUUUGGCCUUGGAGGCAAGAUCUUUGACAGACCCGAGGAUGUUGAGAUCGCCAAGAAACUCACCGAUGGCUGUGUCUGGGCCUACGAAUCGAUGCCUUCUGGUAUUAUGCCCGAAGGCGCCUCUGUUGUGCCAUGCGCUUCUCUGCAGAGCUGCCCCUGGAACGAGACUCUCUGGUGGGAGCACCUUGACCCGUCCGCUGAUUGGCGUGAGUCACAGGUCAAGGACUGGGAGGAGAGACAGCGUAAGAAGAAGGAGCAGCAGCAGGAUGAGCUCCGCAAGCAGUCUGUCGAGAGAGGCAAGACCGAUCACACCGGUAGCAACCCCGCUGAGAAGUCCAUCAAGGACGAGCCUGCGCCGGAGAAGAAGGACCCAUUUGCCGACAUUCACGUCCCCAAGGACGAGCCAAAGAACCUGGGAUCGGCCAAGAAGACUGAGUACCCCGCUCCUGAGCCUGGCCUCAACAAGUCCCCCUCGAACGUCGAUGAGCACUUGCUGAAGAAGCGGGAUCCUGCCCCGCCUACAUCCCAGGAUCCUCGCCAGGGAUCUGCCGAGGAGGCCGCCAGCAACUCCCUGAAAGACAAGCUUGACUUGAACAGCGCCGGCAACACGGGCAGCGUCCCCAACGAUGCGCCGGUCAGCGGUGGUAUCGUAGGCAAGAUCAGGCUGGAGGAAGCGGAAGAGGUGCCCGACCCAAAGCCGCAAUCGCACGAGGAGUUUAUCAAGGAGAAGCUGGAGCUUGAGAAGAUUCCGCCUGGCUUCGUCAACAUCAACGCCAGGCGCUACAUCCUUCGGCCCGAGGCCAUCGAGUCUGUGUGGUACAUGUACCGCAUCACGGGCGACCCUGAAUGGCAGGAGAAGGGCUGGAGGAUGUGGGAGGCCAUCAUCAAGGCGACGCGGACCGAGUACGGCAACAGCGCCAUCGACGACGUAUUGUCCGAGGAGCCGAAACCCGUGGACGAGAUGGAGAGCUUCUGGGUCGCUGAGACGCUAAAGUACUUUUAUCUCUUGUUUUCAACGCCCGACGUCGUCAGUCUUGACGACUGGGUGCUCAACACCGAGGCGCAUCCGUUCAAGCGCCCCGUCUAG